UUGAAGGACUUGCUUUGAAAACAAAUAUUCCAUGACCACUGGGUUUGGAAAUCAUGCCAUUUGCUGGAAAAGCUCCACAACAGCUACUAAGAUUUUCUGCUGGUUUUGAGGUCAAGAAUGAAGUUUGAAUGUCAAAGCCAUUUCAAAUAUUUUUCUACCCUGACAAGAAUGAAGAUGAGUACAUGUUCUUUUAUUUAUUUUUUCAUGUUUUUAAUGAAAAUAGCCAAAAGGGACAGUCUAACAUUUUAGUAUUGCACUUCCAGGAAGUUGGGGAAUUUUGGAGAGACAGAUGAACAGAAGAAUGGUCAAAAAUCAGUGCAGCAGAAGUCAAGAUAUCCUGCCUUUUAGACUAGUGUAGGUCAAACUCCCAAAAACGUGAAUCCUACACUUUCCAUAAUGUAACUCAAUAGCAUCUUUUGUGUUCCUGUGACUAGUAAAUUGACAUUAACAUGUAAAAUCAGAGGAGUGCCCCUUUAAAGACACUGAGUAUCUGCAUAAAAAACUGGAUAGCAUUUUAUGCUUAGGCCUAUCGGGAGUAGGUCGGCCAUGAGACCAGCUGUAAUUCUCCACCAUGUGCCAUGAUGAGCAGAGAGUCUGCUGGUUUCCAUACCAACCUGCCAUUACCUCAGCAUUAUUGUGCGAUGAUCAACACGGUGCCAGUGGCUAAGGUAUGGCCAGAGGUGGAGAGGGCGGACUCUUUGGCCCGCGGCGCGGCCCUGAAGUGGGCGUCAGGUGUUUUCUGUCGGCCUGAGCAUCUGGAGCGACUGAGCCAGUACAGGAAGAGAGAGAGUCAGAGGACUGCCUCCAUACACACCAGACUCAAGUCCAUGGUCCAGUCAUACCUGGAGGGGGUCGGCUGGGGUCUGGAGCAGCUCCGGGAGGCCAGGGCCGAGCUGAAGGAGGUGUCACACGUUUUGAAGAAAGCAGGACUGGAAUCAGAUGGAAACGCAGAGGGAGUGAAGCCUCUGGAGAGGCUGAGAGAAGUGUCUGUCAGCCACUGUCAGCUCCUCGCUGCUGUCAGCAACCUGCCACGACUUUACUCUGUGCGUAGCAUGGUGUUGGAGACUGAGCGUCUAGUGGAGUCCCGGCGACUUCUGGAGGCCCACGCCCGGCUGAUGGAUCUGGAGCGCUGGCAGGACGACAUCCUCUGGCAGCUCCACGGGGCUGCUGGGAUGGCAGGAAGUGCACUCAGCACAGAAGACCAGGAACUAGUGGCGAAAUAUUUCUCUGGUGUCGGGCAGCUGGUGGACGCCCUGGGUAAGGAGCUGUGGGCGGUGGUGAGCAGUGCUCUGGCUCUGGCCCGACAAAACCCCACACCAUUUGUAUCAGCGGUGAGGAUAGUGGAGCGGGAGGAGGCCCUGGACCAAGCUUUACUGGAGGAGAGGGGGGGGACCAGAGGCAGCAGGCCCCUGCCCCCAGGACGACCUCGCUGCUGGAGAGCAUGCUUCUUCCAGGUACUAGAAGAGGCGGUUUCAGCACGCUUUCGCAGUGUUUCCUACCUGCACACGCGUGGUCCGGGUCUAGCAGGCCACCUCUCUGCUCUCCAGCACGGUAUCAUGGCUGACCUGGCCACUGUACGCCACCUGUUGGAGCACUGCGUCCCGCCGCACUACCGGCUAACGGGAGCCUACCUGAGGGCCAGCCACCGCUGUUUACAUGCUCACCUGGCACAGGUUAGCAGCUGGGACCUGGAGAGUGGCGAAAUCUUCGCUGUGCUCAACUGGGUGUUACACAACUACAACAGCCCAGACAUGAUGGGUCAUCCAGAGCUGGUGACCGAAAUGGAGAAAGUAGAACUGGGACCUCUCAUCUCCACCGAGGGACUGGAGCAGCUGCAGAACAAAUAUGUGCAGAGUGUUCGGAAGAGUGUAUCAGAGUGGAUGCACAAAGCCCUACAGGUGGAGCUGCAGGACUGGCAGAGAGACCAGGAGCCAGAUACAGACCAUGAAGGUUUCUAUCAAACCAGCCUGCCCGGUAUCAUCACACAGAUGCUGGAGGAGAAUGCGCGGGUGGCUCUGAUGAUCGGACAGUCCCUAAGAGAUCAGACCAUACAGAUGGGACUGUAUGAGAUGGAGAACCUCCUAAACAGGUUUCGAGAAGCGUUGGUGGAAUUUGGGAAGGAGCAUCGCAGGGAUCCGAGCAACAACAAAAGCAAGUUCUACCUCCACUAUCUGCUGGCCUCCAUCAGCAACUGCAUCAUCCUCAAAAAGUCCACAGAGAGCCUGCAGCAGCAGCAGUCGUCCCGGUCGGCGGGACAGUUUUCUCGAACUCCUCCCAACCCACUGGCAGCUCUGGACCGAGCGGUGAGACGGGCAUGUCGCCUGGUGAUGGAUCAGCUCCUGCUGGACCUUAAGCCUUAUCUCCCAGGCCUGCUGACCCGACCCUGGAUGGUCCAGGGAGACCCCACCCCCAAACUCUGCCGCGUACUGGAGCAUCACCUGGAUUUGUACGGCCGUGUCCGACCCCCCUGCAGACAGCGUCUGCAGGAGGAGGCCCAGUGGCUGAUGGUGGUGGAGUACGUCAGGGCUCUGAUGCAGAAGAGGCUGGUGUGUCGCAGCGGCGAGGAGAGGAGGCUGCUCGCCCAGCAGAUGGUCCAGGACGACCAGCAGUUUAGAGAAAUCCUCCAUGGCCUGGAAGGGGAAGGGUCAGUACCUGAAGUGAAUCCUUUGGCCUUACUACCCGUCAUGGCUGACUUCAUCCGACUGAAAGACCCCGGCAUGCUCACUUUGGAAGUUUCUGGACUCGCAGCCAAAUACCCCGACAUAAGCGAAGAGCACGUGUCUGUACUGCUGGACAUCCGUGGUGAUGUCUCCAGGGACAUCAGAGGGGCUGUGCUGGACUUGCUGGAGCAGAGCGCCCCCCCUCUCCCUGCAGGAUACCGGCCCAUCUUCACUGACAUCCUGGUUCCUCACUCCACUAUGGCCUUCUGUCUGCCCACUGCCAAGUGUGCAUGACAGGGACUGAAAAUGUGGCCUGAACUCAGACUUUGGCCAUAAAAAUACAGGUAGAUCUGGUUCUCAGACAGAUCAUCAAGCCAGGUGCCCGUAUAGCUCAUUGUUAACAGACUGUUCCUGCUGAGUUUCUAGUUCUGGUGAUGGAUGGCCAGCCUGUGUUCAACUCUGCCUCUCGUUAAACACAUCAUUCAUAUUGGGAGUUGCCCAGUGCCACCAUCACUGUCUUCUUUUUUCCACUGAAGUAGAUUGAGGGUUCAGGGCCUUGCUCAAGGGCUCCUUAAUAUGGACUGAGCUAGGGGACAUUGACACCUUUUCAUUUCCUUCAUCUACCAUUUACAAGAGAUUUGAGCUGGUGAUUUUCUGGACCUCGCUUAACUAACCCAUCAACAAAACCAGUCCCAGCUGCUGGAAAAAAACAGCAGCUAAGCUUGGACUCAAAAUAAAUGGACCAAAAAACUAAAUUAUGCGGAUCAGCAACAAAAGCAUGAAUCCUAUAACAGUCGGGGACCAGCCACUGGAAGAUGUCGACAAAUUCACAUAUCUAGGAUGUGGAUGGUGGAACAGAGGAGGACAUAAAAUCAAGAAUCGGAAAAGCAAGAACAGCAUUCAAAUCAACAUACUGAACAAAAUCUGGAAAUCCAAAAAUAUUUCACGAAAGACCAAGCUCAAAAUCUUCAACUCCAACGUUAAAACAGCACUGCUGUAUGGAUCAAAAAUCUGGACGACCACCACUAACAUCAUCAACAAGCUGCAGACAUUCACUAAUCACUGUCGCAGCCUUGGGAUCUACUGGCCAACCACCAUCAGCAACAUCAACCUGUGGGCACGCACCAAACAAGAGACAGUAGAAGUACAGCUAAAAAAAGGAGAAAGUGGAGCUGGAUUGGACACACUCUAAGAAGCAAGACGGCAAUAACCAAGCAAGCACUGACAUGGAACCCACAUUUGUGGGUCUUCCCCUCAGAAGACCCACAAAAAACACCUGGAGAAGGAGCCCGCAACAAGAGUUCAAAAAGAAGGGACUGACAUGGAAACAACUGGAGAAGAUGGCCCAAGACAGACAAGGAUGGAACACUGUUCAUCAAUGGCCUAUGUUCCGCAAGGAAUACAAAGGCCAAAUGGAAAAAUGGAUGGAGCGGUCUAACUUUAGUUGAAACUCAUUUUUGGUACAUUUUGAAUUGAUGAGCCACACACAUAGCUAGACUGGUUACAAGGUAAAACAAUAUCUUCUACUCUGUCACAACUUGUGUCUCAGCGAUUCAUUCUACAGAUUUAACCGGACUUGAACAUUAAAGCUGCAGUAAGCUGCUUUUAACAACAAGCACAAUUGCUUAGAAACAGUCUCUUUAUCACUCAGAAAUCCUGAUAUGUACAUGACGUCAGUAAACUGCACACCAUCCCUCUCUGUGUGUGCCGACUUGAUGCUGUCAAAUGGAUGCUGCAGCUUUAAAGGGUCAAUUCUCUGUUCACCGUUAACAGAUUUCAAUGACAGUACGUCCUACUGAACAAAUGCUUUGAAUGCCAUCAGCAAAAUUCCUUCCACCUCGGCUGUAUUUGGGAGGCAGCAGUCAUUUUUGGAGGCAGAUAUCUCGAAACCAAAAAUAUUCACGUGGCUACAUAUUACUGCUGAAACAUUGUUUUUUCUGACUCGGGUCAACUGACACGUUAAGUGACGUCCAUCACACAACACAAUAGCACAAUAUUGGGGAUAAUUAAUCAGGAACUUGUGACACCUUUCUGAAUCCUGAUCAAUAAUUAAAAACACUGUCAGACAGCAAUACAAGAGCAAAAUCCUCCUGCAGCCUGUGAGAUAUUCAAGGUCUACUUGUAUAUCUUCUUUCUGAAUGUAUUCCAUUGUAAAGCUUGACCGUUCCUGCUGAAGAAACAAACAAUUGGAUUUUGAAUUGGCAAAUCAAUUUGUGUAUAUGAUGCAAUGUUUAUUUUGCGCUGAACUUAGGAAUCAGUGGUGUGAAAUGAAAUGUAUUUAUUUAUUUAUGCAGUUUUAAGUUACAGGGGCAGUGCACAUUAGUAGAUAUAUCUGUAAAUGUGCCAGUUUAAUACAUAGGGAUACAUUAAAACAGGAAUACUGUACAUAUAUAUAUUAAAGCACAUUUCAUAAAAACACAUUAAAUUCUUUGAACAAGGA
This is a messenger RNA of Sebastes umbrosus (honeycomb rockfish), 5100 nucleotides long. RefSeq names its product exocyst complex component 3-like 1 (gene exoc3l1). Gene Ontology annotation, biological process: exocytosis; exocyst localization. Lineage: Eukaryota; Metazoa; Chordata; Actinopteri; Perciformes; Sebastidae. The record is from RefSeq and is a predicted model, not a curated record. Gene Ontology annotation, cellular component: exocyst. Gene Ontology annotation, molecular function: SNARE binding. The transcript has 15 exons. The coding region runs from base 579 to 2954 and encodes 791 amino acids.